Acipenser ruthenus (sterlet) is the source of this 2435-nucleotide messenger RNA. Its product is annotated as trichoplein keratin filament-binding protein-like. Bases 157 to 1656 code for a protein of 499 amino acids. The record is from RefSeq and is a predicted model, not a curated record. Gene Ontology annotation, biological process: apoptotic process. Gene Ontology annotation, cellular component: keratin filament. The transcript is spliced from 13 exons. Lineage: Eukaryota; Metazoa; Chordata; Actinopteri; Acipenseriformes; Acipenseridae.
CAGGAAGUUAAUCUGGUUACCAGGCAAAACAGGAAGCUGCUCGCAGGAACUGUCAUUAACAGAAAACGAAAACGGUUGUUGAAGAAGUGUGCGUCGGGAAGAGUUUCAAGAAACAACGGUAAAAAUCCACAACAAACAGCAAUACGUUGAGGAGAGAUGGCACUGCCCACACUGUCCUCACGCUGGGCAGGCCGUGCACGCUGUCUGGAGCAGCAAAUUGUCAGGCAGCGGGAGCAGGAGGCUCUCUGGAGGCAGAAAUGGGAGCUGCACCAGCAGUAUUUCAAACAGCACGACGUGCGCAGCAGCAAGCAGGCACAGUGGAGCUCCACGGCGUCCUACCAGCAAAGCAUGUCUGCGUACCACCGUGAUAGGCUGAAGGAGGAGAAGAGGCAGAGCCUUGAGCUGCGCAGGGACCGCCUCCGGGCCCUCCUCCAGGAAGAGCGUGACCUGCUGGAGGCGGAGCUCCAAGACAGAGCCCCCAACAGGGACAGCCUGGUCAGAGAGCUGGAGGAGAGGAAGGAAGGGCUGAAAUCAGCCAGGGAAGAGCGCAGGAAGAGGUUUGCUGAAGAGUCGCUGCAGGAGCACUGGAAAAAGAACAAUCCAGAGCUACGGCAGGUUGAAUCUUCCUUACACAAAAACCAUGUGGUGAGCAAAUGGGGAUCCCAGAUCACUGAAAAGAAGCAGAUGGAGGAAAAGGCUCAGGAGGAGAAGAGAAGGUUUGAGAAUGAGUACGAAAGGGCUCGGACAGAAGCGAUGGAGAGAAUGAAGCAGGAUGAGGAGAGGAGGAAGCAGGAGGAGAAGGAGAGAGUUGAGAUACUCCAGCAGCAGAUGGAGGAGUUGAGACUGCGGGAGCUGGAGACAAAGAAGCUGAGGAAGGAGCAGGAGAUUCUGCUUCAGCAGCGCUGGGAGAUGGAAGAGCUGGAGGAGGAGAGGAAGAAGCUGGAGGAGCGGAGGAAGAAAUCUGAGCUGGGACGUUUUUUGACCCGUCAGUACCGAGCCCAGCUGCGGAGACGAGCACAACAGGUCCAGCAGGAGCUGGAGGCAGACCGGCAAAUCCUGGAGGCUCUGCUGGAGCAGGAGGGGGUGGAGCAGCAGCUGAACAGUGCGCGCAGGGAGCGGGCCGUCGCUGACGCAGCCUGGAUGAAGGAUGUGAUCGAGGAGCAGCUGCAGCUGGAGAGGGAGAGGGAGGCAGAGUUCGAUACCAUCUACAGGGAGGAAGCCCAGCGCAUGUGGGAGAAGCGAGAGGCUGAGUGGGAGAAAGAGAGAAGGGCCAGGGAGCGACUCAUGCAAGAGGUGCUCCUUGGAAGGCAGCAACAGCUUGAACAGCAGAUGAAGGAGAAUCGCCAAGCCCAAGAGGAGUCUCUCCAGAGGCGUGAGGAGCUGAUCAAAGAGCUGGAGCUGGAAAAGCAGAAGACACACCGCGAGAGAGAGGAGGAGGGAGAGCUGAGGACGGCUCGCAAACAAGAGAUCGCUGCACAGAUUUCAGAACGGAGGAGGCAGGAGUGGGCAGCUCUGCGCAGGAGAGUCGAGGAGGAAGAGGAGGAGAGAGAGGCUGAGAGGUACCACGAGGAGCAGCAGAAACAGGAGGCAGAGAGGAUGACCCAGCAUGGAUACCAGGAGAAGGUUUACAGUCGCCGAAGAACAGCAUGGACAUGAGGGCAAAAUGGGCUGAGCACUACGAAUCCAGGAUGUGAAGGAAAAGGCUGAUGAAUGUUCGCAGAUAGUAAAGCUUGAUUUGUAUGUGAUAAAGCUUUAAAAUUGUAUUGAGCGUUAAAUGAUCUCAAAGACUAGUCAUUUUUAGGAAGCAUUAAUUUGUAUAUAAAUAGAUUACAAUUUUAAAAGGGGUAAUACUGAUGUGAACCUGCUGCUUCCCAGGAGUUUGGCUUUGGAAAUAAUGAAAUCGGGUACUAAACCCAUGGUGUUGAACUGAUUUGAAGGGAGUGGAUCUUUUAUUUCUGAUAAGUUUAUGUCUAUACAGUGAUUAGGAAAUGGUGUUUUAUUUAGGUGAAAUAUAACUGCAUCUAGCACCGCAUCAGCCUGAUAUUUAAGGAAUGACCCGAGCCUGCUCCAGCUAGCAGCAUGGCUCAUGGAGACAACGUGCUGUAUUGGAAUCAUUUGGACUGGCUACAUUAGGAAGUGGCUGAACCUGCCCAUCUCCUAGCGGGAUGACAAGGUGCUGCUUUAGAAAUAACCUGUACUUGCUUAGCUAUAGCAUUUGAUACCAUGUGAAGCUGUCAUUGAAAAGAUAGCAGCCUGUCACCCAAGAUAUUAUUUCUCCACUCCUGCGAGAACUUUGCUUAAGUGAUUGUUACAGUCCUGUUUAACAAUAACUGUAUUCUCUAAGUAUGUAGUUUUUAUUAAUUAUUUUAAAUAGCUUCAAGAUUUUUGUAGUAUGGUGUUAUUUUCUAACAAAUAAAAAAAAGUUUUUCUAGCAA